AUGCUCGCUGGGUUACAGCGUGUUAGUGGAUAUCUGGACGAUGUGGUCGUGGGCGGUAUUGAUGAGGAAGAUCAUUGGAAGAACUUGGAGGCGGUACUCAAGCGACUAAAAGAGUUUGGUUUCACAGUGAGAGCGGAUAAAUGUACAUUCGGUGAAGAGCAGAUCGGCUAUUUGGGACUGUUGCUGGACCGUCACGGGCUGAGACCAGAUCCAGCGAAAAUUGAAACCAUCGUCAAGCUUCCUGUACCGACGGACGUGAGUGGUGUUCGAUCCUUCUUGGGCGCUAUCAAUUAUUAUGGCAAGUUUGUUCCGAAUAUGCGAUCACUACGAUUCCCACUUGAUGAAUUGUUGAAAGAAGGGGCCAAGUUUCGGUGGACUGCCGAGUGUCAGCGCUCCUUUGACCGUUUCAAGCAAAUUUUAGGCUCUGAUCUUCUGCUAACUCAUUAUGAUCCAAGACGUGAAAUAAUAGUAUCCGCUGAUGCAUCUUCUGUUGGAGUAGGUGCCACGAUUAGCCAUCAAUUUCCCGAUGGCACGAUCAAGGUGGUACAACAUGCAGCACGAGCGCUUACGAAGGCGGAACAAGGCUACAGUCAGCCGGAUCGUGAAGGGCUGGCAAUUGUUUUUGCUGUUACGAAGUUUCACAAAAUGGUCUUCGGUCGCAGAUUCCGGCUCCAGACAGAUCACGCACCUUUGCUGAGAAUUUUUGGAUCAAAGAAAGGGAUCCCUGUGUAUACAGCGAAUCGACUGCAACGUUGGGCGUUGACGCUUCUUUUAUACGAUUUUGCUAUCGAGUAUGUUCCUACUGAAAAAUUUGGUAAUGCUGACGUCCUCUCAAGGUUGAUAGAUAAUCACGCCAAACCGGAAGAAGAUUAUGUUAUCGCUAGCAUCAUCCUUGAAGAGGAUAUGAGAUCCGUUAUAAAUGAUGCUUCCGACUUUCUCCCAUUGAGCUUCAAGGUGGUUGGAAAUGAUACCCAUUCCGACCCGAAACUUCGUAAAGUUUACCGUUAUCUGCAAGAUGGCUGGCCCCAGAGAUCGCAAAUUGCGGAUCCAGUUAUAGCUCGCUUCUAUGGCUGCCAGGAAUCGUUGAGCACGGUCGAGGGUUGCAUUAUGUUUGGAGAACGGUUGGUUAUUCCGGAGAAACAUCGUGGUCGAUGCCUGCGUCAGCUUCAUCAGGGACAUCCUGGAAUCCAGCGGAUGAAAGCCAUUGCUAGGAGUUAUGUAUACUGGCCUUCGCUAGAUGAAGAAAUUGUGGAAUACGUCAAGUCGUGUAAGCAUUGUGCAUCUGUAGCGAAGUCACCUCCACACUCGCCGCCGGUCCCGUGGCCUAAGACAACAGGUCCGUGGAAGCGGGUUCAUGUGGACUAUGCAGGACCUAUUGAUGGAGAAUAUUUUCUGUUGGCCGUCGAUGCGUAUUCCAAAUGGCCGGAGAUUAUUCCUACACGGAGUAUAACAUCGACAGUAACGAUAACAAUUCUGAGGAGUUUGUUCGCCCGCUUUGGAAUGCCAGAAGUAAUCGUCAGUGACAAUGGCACACAGUUUACGAGUGUGGAUUUCCAGAAGUUUUGUGCCGACAACGGUAUUCAUCGAAUAACUACAGCUCCGUACCAUCCUCAAUCAAACGGGCAAGCCGAGAGAUUCGUGGAUACAUUCAAGCGUUCGGUGAAGAAGAUUCAGGAGGGAAAGCGUACACUACAUGAAGCACUAGAUAUUUUUCUGCUGGUUUAUCGAUCAACCCCGAACCGGCAAGUAGUUGAUGGGAAGUCUACGUCGGAAUCCAUUUUUGGACGCCGCAUUCGUACGAAUUUGGAUCUGCUUCGUCCGCCAUCUUCUGAAUCAACCAUUCUACCCAAGCCAGAUAAUGAAGGCUCAAAGAAGAGAUGCUUUGCUGCACACGAUACUGUGCAUGCGAAGCUAUACGCUAAAAAUAAAUGGCACUGGGCCCCGGGUGUAAUAUGUGAACGUGUUGGGCAAGUCAUGUACACCGUUUGGGUAGAGGAUCGGCGAUUGAUACGAGCACAUGUGAAUCAACUUAGCGGCCGUUCGAACACUGCUGAAGGUGUGGAAAAUCGGGAACGUGUACGAUCUCAGCUACCGCUGGAGAUACUGUUGGAUUCAUGUGAUCUGCCGAAGCAUUCUUUGGCACCAGUUCCUAAUCAAUUAUCAACGCCACCGUCAAGCUCAUUUACUCAGCUCAAGUAUGCGGCGGAUCGCAAUAUGUCAAGUAACCCGAAUAUGUCCACAACCAAUUCGUCAUUAUCAUCGUCGUCGUCAGGAGCAUCCCCAGAUUUUGCUUCGGCCUGCAGCGGACCUGCUACACCUACACAAGUACUACCACGCCGUUCUUCAAGGAAUCGAAGACCACCGCGUUGGUUUGAUCCGUACCGUUUGUAUUGAAAGAGGGGGAUGUUGGAGUGCGAAUCAUACAAGCUGCUGGGCUCUAGUUGGAAGUGCAAGCUACCACACUAUGAUGCUACUAUUUUAAUUCGUACCUUUGUUCAAUGUAUUUUGAUCGUGAUGUAAAUAAAG
Armigeres subalbatus is the source of this 2526-nucleotide messenger RNA. RefSeq lists its product as uncharacterized. Lineage: Eukaryota; Metazoa; Arthropoda; Insecta; Diptera; Culicidae. Gene Ontology annotation, molecular function: nucleic acid binding. The record is from RefSeq and is a predicted model, not a curated record. Gene Ontology annotation, biological process: DNA integration. The coding region runs from base 1 to 2394 and encodes 797 amino acids. The transcript has a single exon.